AAAGCGAGCUACUGUAGUUUUCCUUCUAUACUCAUUGGGUUGCUGCAUGUUGGACAGCGUGUGAUUUCUAAACCCUCGACGACAUUCCCCAAACCCGUACAUCGCUUGCAAGACUGCAGCAAUGUUGGCUCGUCCUUGUAUGCGCGCCCUCGGCCGGGGCAGAGUAGGCCGUGUGCCCACCUCAGCGGCAGCAGCAUGCAGAGCAGCUGUCCGUCCGGCUCUGGCCAGCGGCUAUGCCUCUGUAUCAAAGGGCACUCGCCAUGAAGAGACGUCGGCUCGCUCGGCCGUCAUCAACGUGCUCCAGAACCUCGGAUCCAAGCGCGAGGUGCAGCAAUACCUCUCGCAGUUCCAGUCGGUUUCGUCGCAAAAGUUCGCCGUUAUCAAGGUUGGCGGUGCCAUCUUGACCGAUUACAUCGAUGUCCUCUGCAGCUCGCUGCGCAACCUCAACCAGAUGGGCCUGUUCCCCGUCAUCAUCCACGGAGCCGGCCCCCAGAUGAACAAGCUUCUCGGAGAAGCUGGAAUCGAGCCUCAGUACAGCGAGGGAAUCCGUAUCACCGAUGGACCUACACUGGGCGUCGCGCGCAAGUUGUUCCUCGAGGAGAACCUGAAGCUCGUCGAGGCUCUUGAGUCAUGGGGUGUUCGUGCUCGUCCCAUCACCUCUGGUGUCCUCAUGGCCGACUACAAGGACAAGGACACAUGGAAGUUCGUCGGUGAGGUCAACAAGGUCAACACCGACCCCAUCAACGCCGCCAUUGCCGACAACUACAUCCCCGUCCUUACCUGCAUGGCCGAGAACAACGAGGGCCAGCUCCUCAACGUCAACGCCGAUAAGGCCGCUGCUGAGCUGGCCAAGGCACUCGUGCCUCUGAAGAUUGUCUACCUCUCCGAGAAGGGUGGUCUGCACAACAAGGACACCGGCAAGCUUAUCGAGGCCAUCAAUCUUGAUGAGGAGUACGACCGCUACAUGAACAUGCCCUGGGUCAUCCACGGCACUCGUUCCAAGAUUAGAGACAUCAAGGACCUCCUUGACCACCUCCCUCGCUCUUCCAGUGUGGCUAUCAUCCACCCCGAGAGUCUUGAGCGCGAGCUGUUCACCCACACCGGUGCCGGAACCCUUAUCCGCCGUGGUACCAAGCUCCACAAGGCUGCUUCGCUGGCCGAGUUCCCUGACAUGAACAAGCUCAAGCAGGUUCUUGUUCGCGAUCGUGAGGGUCUUGAUGCCGAGGCCGUUGUAGACCGCUACCUUGACAGCCUCAAGGGCAAGACUUUCGCCGCUUACUACGACGAAGGCAUGGAGGCCCUCGCUGUUGUCCUUCCCCCGGAUUCCGCUACUUCUUCCAGCGGUCUGGCCCACCUGGCCACUCUGACCAUGACCCGUUCCGCAUGGCUCUCCAACAUCGCCGACAACGUUUUCCAGCACUUGAAGAACGACUACCCCAAGCUUGCUUGGACCGUCAAGCAGGACGACGAGAACUUGACUUGGUUCUCCGAGAAGGCUGAUGGCAGCAUUGCCCGCCAGGGUGAGGUCCUCUUCUGGUACGGCAUUGAGACCCCUGAGGAGGUCCGUGAGUUGAUGGCCGAGUUCAUCCAACACGGUAGACAGAUGUUCGGUGACAACAACCUCGAGAGCCAGCUCCACCGCGCCGCAUCUGGCGCCCUUAGAAUCAAGGAUGUUGCCCAGAGACUGCAGCAGCACAGAGAGUCCCUUGGACAACAGACCAGAUCCUUCUCGACCAGCUCUUUCUCCUCGCGCAACAUGCAGCGUGUUCGCAGCACCUUUGGCGUCCCCUCCAGACGUGGUUACGCCACCACCACUAACCCUAACCCUCCUCUUGGUAUCAAGAACCAGGACAAGGACUAUCCCUCCAAGGUCGCUCUUAUCGGUGCCCGUGGCUACACUGGCCAGGCUCUGAUUGACCUUCUCAACCGUCACCCCAACAUGGAUCUCCGUCACGUUUCAUCGCGUGAGCUCAAGGGCAAGAAGCUUGCUGGCUACACCAAGCGCGACAUCACAUACGAGAACCUCUCUCCUGAUGAUGUUCGCCGCAUGGCUGAUGCUGGUGAGAUUGAUUGCUGGGUCAUGGCUCUUCCUAACGGUGUCUGUAAGCCUUUCGUUGACGCUAUCGAGGCUUCAAGCCACAAGGAGUCUGUCAUUGUUGACCUCUCUGCCGACUACCGUUUCGACUCAUCAUGGACUUACGGUCUGCCCGAGCUCGUCAAGCGUAGCAAGAUUGCAGGUGCUACUCGUAUCGCCAACCCUGGAUGUUACGCUACUGCCGCCCAGCUUGGUAUUGCCCCUCUGGUUCCUUACCUCGCAGCAGCUCCUGCCAACCCCACUGUUUUCGGUGUUUCUGGUUACUCAGGUGCAGGCACCAAGCCCAGCCCCAAGAACAACGUCGACAACCUCACCAACAACCUCAUUCCUUACAGUUUGACUGACCACAUUCACGAGCGCGAGAUCAGCGCCCAACUCGGGCGCGAGAUUGGGUUCAUCCCUCACGUCGCUGUCUGGUUCGCCGGUAUCCACCACACCAUCUCUAUCCCCUUGGCCGACACCAUGGCUUCUCGUGAUAUCCGUCAACUCUACCAAGACCGCUACAACGGCGAGAAGCUCGUCAAGGUCGUCGGUGAAAGCCCUCUGGUCAAGAACAUCUCCGGCAAGCACGGAGUCGAGAUUGGCGGUUUCGCAGUACACAGCAGCGGUAAGCGCGUUGUCAUCAACGCCACCAUUGACAACCUCCUCAAGGGUGCUGCCACGCAGUGCUUGCAGAACAUGAACCUCGCUCUUGGCUACGCCGAGUACGAGGGCAUUCCUCUGUCAUAGAUGGAUAGAGUAGGUCAUGGCAGGUGGUUGUAUCAAUACAAGGCGUUAUCUUUUUUGCGUUGGUUCACAGGCACAUAGAAGUUGCUGGGUUGAAUUGUUUGAGUGGAGGAUGCAGAUUCGUGAUGAGGAUUGG
Messenger RNA from Aureobasidium pullulans EXF-150, 2957 nucleotides. Its product is annotated as protein arg-6, mitochondrial precursor. Gene Ontology annotation, cellular component: cytoplasm; mitochondrion; mitochondrial matrix. Bases 122 to 2824 code for a protein of 900 amino acids. Gene Ontology annotation, molecular function: NADP+ binding; acetylglutamate kinase activity; N-acetyl-gamma-glutamyl-phosphate reductase (NADP+) activity. Gene Ontology annotation, biological process: L-arginine biosynthetic process. The record is from RefSeq and is a predicted model, not a curated record. Lineage: Eukaryota; Fungi; Ascomycota; Dothideomycetes; Dothideales; Saccotheciaceae. The transcript has 2 exons.